Messenger RNA from Psilocybe cubensis, 4626 nucleotides. RefSeq lists its product as uncharacterized. Gene Ontology annotation, molecular function: ABC-type peptide transporter activity; ATP binding; ATP hydrolysis activity. NCBI's taxonomy places the organism in Eukaryota, Fungi, Basidiomycota, Agaricomycetes, Agaricales, Agrocybaceae. The coding region runs from base 1 to 4626 and encodes 1541 amino acids. Gene Ontology annotation, biological process: transmembrane transport. The record is from RefSeq and is a predicted model, not a curated record. Gene Ontology annotation, cellular component: fungal-type vacuole; fungal-type vacuole membrane. The transcript has 36 exons.
AUGCUUCCGUACCAGCUUCCUAUUGCUAUCGUGCUGGCUGUCAGCACGGCAGCGAGUCUCAUAGUUUUCUUCCUCUCUAGAACUCAAGAGGGCAAAAUCAAGCUUUCAAACGAUGACGCUGCAGACAAUGAAAUCUAUCAACACGAUGCAUUUGACGUAACGAGACCUGAAGACAUCCUGGAUGGAUUCCCUAUUGAAGAAGAGCAAUUCUGGAGACGGAUGCGAUUGAGAAAAGCCAUUUUAUCGUUGUUCCUUGCAUUCGCGCUUGCAUUAAGUACGGUAUCACUUGGGUGGUCCAUUGCCAGCAACAACGUAAAUGACACAGCAAUUUAUUCCCUGCAUGUUUGCUUCGAUUUAUUCACCUUCCUCGUUGCGGCACGGUCAAUUGCUCAGAGCACAACCGAAUACCAUUCAGAGUCCAUCAUUCACCUUACCGUCUUGUUGACCAUUGCUUUCUCCUUGCUGGGAGUUGCAGCUAUCUUGCCAGAUACUCCUUCACCGGUCGCCGCAGUUAUAAGAGAUGAAAACCGGGUGAUCCUGUAUCUGUGGUACGCUUUGGUGGCAAUUUAUGGCGUUGCUUGUGGCAUCUGCUAUACUACACCUCUUGGACCUCCACUUCACUACCCACCGUCCGACAUUUAUUCCGAGAAGACGGUCCAAUCCAUUACUAACAAGGACGAGGAGAACGUCUGUGGUAUUAUUAAUGGUUCUCCUUGGGACAUUUUACUAUUUUCAUACACUACAAAAGUCGUUUGGUUAGGAAACAUUGCUGCGAGUCUGGACAUCGGAGAUUUGCCAAUCGUUCCUGCCAAUAUGAGGUCAACAGUCAACUACGCGCGGAUGAGGAAGGCCACCCGCGAACUCAAAAUGCGGAUUUUUUCUUGGAAACCGAAGCCUGGUAGUGGCUGGUUACUCGGAUAUCAACUUAUUCGCCUUAACUACAUCCCCUUUACAGCAGAGUUUCUGCUUGCUGCAGUAUCUGCAGUACUGUUUUACGCUCCUCCCCUUUUCUUGCAGAAGCUUGUCGCUUUCCUUGAAGUAGAUCCAACUAGAGAAAACAAGGGAUGGGGCUGGGUUUAUGUCAUUGGAAUCUUCUCUGCCAACGCUAUUUCUUUCCUGAUUACCGGUCAAUUAUGGUCACUCUCAACAACUCUGAUCCAAGUCCGUCUUAGAAUUCAACUCAAUUCAACGUUAUACGCGAAGACCCUCAUCCGAAAAGAUGUUGCUUCCAAUGCUACAACGCCGCCAACGACUACAGACGUCGCAGAUGGUGAAAACGCCAAACCCGCAGAGGUUGUAGAGAAAUCGGACGAAGACGACUUUUCCAGCAAAGCUCAAAUUAUGACAUUGAUGACUACCGAUGUUGAUAGAGUUAGUGAUUUUGCGUGGCAUGUCUUCUCGCUCGUCGAUGCUCCGAUUGAAAUCGUAAUCGGAACAUGGUUCUUGUAUAAUCUUCUUGGUGUAUCUUGCUUCUUUGGCCUUGCUGUAACAUGUCUAUUCCUUCCUAUGAAUCAUUAUGCUGGAAAGGUUGUCGUUGGCGCUCAAGAAAACUUGAUGAAAGCCCGAGACGAGAGAGUUGGUCUUAUGAACGAGAUCCUAGGAGGAAUUCGGAUGAUCAAGUUCAUGGGCUGGGAACGCAGCUUCGAGAAACGAGUUCUCGGUAUUCGCGCAAAAGAGCUCAAAUAUCAGAAAUUGAACUACACUAUUGAGACUCUCUGGAACGCCAUUUGGAAUGGAUCACCUAUUCUAGUCACCUUGGUUUCUUUCUGGCACUAUGCGAUUUACAGGAAGGAAGCAUUGACACCCUCCAUCGCCUUUACGUCCAUCCUUGUUUUCUCUGAAAUGAAGUUUGCUCUCAGUGCGCUGCCAGAGACCUUCAUCAACAUGCUUCAGAGCUUUGUGUCUCUUCGUCGAAUUGAAAAAUACCUGAAUAGUGCCGAGGUCAAACGUGUUCCACCCCUCGACCAACAAUCGAAAAAGGUUGCUUUCCAGUCAUGCACGGUAACAUGGCCACAGGAUCGAGCAGCGAGUAGUCUGGCUUCAUCAGUCGCUCCUACUCCCAAAAACAAGUUUUUGCUUGUCGAUCUCUCUCUGAAUUUCCCUCAGGGAGAAAUUUCCCUGAUUUGCGGGAAGUUGGGGUCUGGAAAGAGUUUACUGCUCCUUGCCUUGCUUGGAGAAGCAGAUAUCUUAGCCGGACAAGUACUUUGCCCUCAGUCUCCUCCAGAUUCGUUGGCUUCGUUCUCAAAUGUCAAACCGAGCCCAGAAGAUUGGGUAGUUGAUGGAGUUUGCGCAUAUGUACCCCAGGCAACUUGGCUUCGCAACGCUUCUAUUAAAGACAACAUCCUAUUCAAUCUGCCAUACGAUGAAGAUCGUUACCUGAAGACUCUUGAGGUUUGUGCUCUCGUGAGCGACCUUGAAAUUCUGGAAGAUGGUGACGAAUCUGAAAUUGGAGAGCGGGGGGUCAAUUUGUCUGGAGGACAAAAAGCAAGAGUCUCUCUCGCACGUGCUGUAUAUUCUCGAGCAUCUAUUCUUCUGCUUGAUGACGUUUUAUCUGCUGUUGAUGCUCACACUGCUCAUCAUCUCUAUCAUGAAUGUCUACGAGGCGACCUUAUGAAAGGCAGAACCAUCAUUCUGGUUUCACAUCACGUACAGCUUUGUGCACCUGGAGCGUCGUAUGUUGUUGCUCUUGACAACGGCCGCGUCCAAUUUGAGGGUUCCAAGGACGACUUCUUCCGUUCAGGAGUCCUCUCGACUCUAAUUCAAACCACUCAAGCUCAAGGUGCCGAUGAUAAAGACGAAAAGGAAGAUUUAGAAAAGGUCGAAGAACAACUCCUUUCUGGAGAGCAGCCCGAGUCAGAGGCAACAUCUACCGUAGCAUCCGCACCGGCUUCUGUCAAAUUGGAGAAAAAGCCUGCCAGAAAACUUGUCGAAGAAGAAAAACGGGCAGUUGGUCGUAUCAGUCGCGACAUCUGGGAAACUUACGUAUGGGCUUGCGGAAAUGGAUGGUAUUGGGCACUUUUCGUAUUUGUUUUGAUUGUUGCAUCUGCGAGUCCCGUUCUGGAGAACGGCUGGUUGAGAUAUUGGUCCAAUUCCGCACUAAAUGGAGGUGGUCAAUCGCCAGUCUUCUACAUUACACUUUAUGCAGUUAUCACAACAAUUGGUCUCGUCAUCUCCACUAUUAGAUGGUUCAUCCUAUACGCUGGGUCAAUUCAUGCUUCAGAUGUCUUGUACAAGAGGUUGCUGGAGUCUAUCCUUUUUGCUGACAUUCGGUUCCAUGAUACUGUUUCACGCGGCCGUGUUCUAAACCGCUUUGGAAAGGAUUUUGAAGGCAUUGACAGCAGUCUUUCCGAUAAUUUCGGUCGAAGUAUUAUGUAUGGACUUUCAGCUGCAACCACACUGGUCACAGUUAGUGUCGUUGGCGGAAUACCUUUUAUCAUCGCCGCACUUAUCAUGGGCAUUAUCUACUGGAACGUCGCUAAAAUUUACGGCCAAACUUCAAGGGAUAUGCGUCGACUUGAUUCCACAACUCGUUCGCCCCUCUACUCCAUUUACGGCGAGACUAUAUCAGGUGUCACCAUUAUCAGGGCUUUCGGAGCGUCUUCAAAGUUCCUGCGAGAUAUGCUUCGUUGUGUCGACACUAACUCAAACCCCUACUACUGGAUGUGGGGAGUAAAUCGAUGGCUUUCAGUUCGCUUCAACCUGCUAUCAGCUGGCAUUGUUGGUUCUACAGCACUUGUAUGUCUCAUAACUCCCAGUAUCACUGCUUCUAUGGCCGGAUUUGCUUUGGCGUUCGCAUCGACGAUUACGAACGAUCUAUUGUUUAUGGUCAGACGCUUUGUCGGAUUAGAACAAUCAAUGGUCGCCCUGGAGCGCGUCAAGGAGUACACUGACCUUAAACGAGAACCUCCUGAGUUCGUGGAACCUAGACCACCUGCGAGUUGGCCUUCGCACGGAGCUAUAAAAUGUGAAAACCUUGUCAUCCGUUAUGCUCCUGAGUUGCCAGAUGUUCUCCAUCAUCUGAACUUUGAAGUAAACCCUGGUGAAAAGAUCGGUAUUCUUGGGAGAACAGGCUCCGGGAAAAGCACGCUUGCAUUAUCCUUCUUCAGGUUUGUCGAGGCCACAGAAGGACGGAUUCUCGUAGAUGGAAUCGACACGUCCAAAAUUGGUCUUACAGAUCUUCGAAGUCGGUUGACCAUCAUUCCUCAGGAUCCCACAAUUCUCAGCGGCACCCUGAGAUCCACGCUAGAUGUAUUCAAUGAAUAUGACGAUGCCGAAAUUUACGAAGCUCUUCGUCGCGUUCACCUCAUCCCUUCAGAAGAUACCCCAGCUGAGGCCUCAGAUACAGUCAAUGCAAAUGUUUUCCGUGACUUGGAUUCCAAAGUUUCUGAAGGAGGCGACAAUUUCUCUACAGGGGAGAAGCAACUACUUUGUAUGGCAAGGGCGAUCCUCAAGCGCUCCAAGAUUCUGGUUAUGGAUGAGGUCAUGCUGUUGGAGCAAGGACGCAUCAUCGAGUUCGACCGUCCGGCUACCCUCCUGAGCGAUCCGGCUUCCAAGUUUUACGCAUUGUGCAAAGCCACCGGAAAGGAAGAGUUUAGUAUACUCAAGAAAAUGGCUGGGGUACUGUAA